CUUGCUCACUCUUGCUCACGACCUCCUCCAUCUCCUCCUCGUCGUUCCUUCCAACUAGCGACGCUCAGCUCUCGAUAAAGGAGCACAUCUACCGCUCCCAUACCCUACAAUCCUAGUCUAAUUCUCUUUACCGCUCACAAUGCCUGGAACACAUUUACUCCCACCCAACCUUCUCAAACUCUUCGCUCCUCGUCCCCCACUCCCCUACACUCGUCCACUUGACAGGGACAUCGACCGCGUCAGGCCUAAAAAUAUCGAGGGCGUAGGCCAGUUGCUCGCCCGUAUGCGUGAAGACAAGACUCAGGGGAUGCUCAGCACCGGUGAAAGUGAAGGAAUGGAAGAAGGCGAAGACCCUGGCUUCACUCACGCUGAAGAGACAAAGAGGGCGAUCAGGAGAGAAGAGAGGCUGAGGAAAAGGCAGGAAGAAUUCAAGGCUGCAAAAGAAACUUACAAGCCUGCUGACGAUCCUGAAGCCGUCGGCGAUCCAUACAAGACUCUUUUCAUUUCACGACUACACAAAUCAGCCACCGAAAACGAUCUCCGACGUGAAUUCGAAGGCUUCGGCAGCAUCGAACGCGUGCGCAUCGUUCGCGACAAAAAGGGCAGAUCCAAAGGUUACGCAUUUAUCGUUUUUGAACGUGAACGCGACAUGAAAGCGGCUUACAAGGAAAGCGAUCGCUUACAUAUCAUGGGCAAACGUGUCCUCGUCGACGUCGAACGUGGCCGUACCGUAAGAGGUUGGAAACCAAGGCGUCUCGGUGGCGGUCUCGGCGGUCGUCCUAAACCUGAACCUCCCCUUCCACCUUUCGUCGGUGCAGUUCCCCCACGUGGCGGCGGCGGCGACAGAGGCGGGGGAUUCCGUGGAGGAGGAGGGUUCCGUGGUGGCGAUAGAGGCGGAUUCCGUGGCGGUAGAGGUGGUGGGUUCAGAGGGGGUGACAGAGGCGGGUUCGGUGGCGGCUUCCGUGGUGGCGACAGAGAUGGCUUUGGCGGUGGACGAGGUGGGUUCAGAGGUGGCCGAGGUGGUGGAAUCGGAUAUCAAGGCGGCGGCUUCAGCGAUCACGGCGCCAACGGCUUUGGUGGCGGAGCUCCAAGCGGUCCUGGCUACGGCCCACCUGGUGGAGGAUUCGGAGGUCCCCCCGGCCCUGGUGGUCCUCCUGGUGGGUAUGGCGGUGGUCCCCCUGGUGGAGGGUACGGAGGAGGGUAUCGAGGAGACCUCAAACGUGAAGGCCCAGGCAUGUAUGAUGACCGAGACGCGAAGCGUCCGAGGUAUUAGGCAGGCAGGUGGUCAAGGAUUUGGACACGAACGACCCAUGUUUUGGGUGUGUAAGUGACCAAGGUUGUGAUUCCCUUUUUCUUUCCAUGGUUCGCAUUUUUUCUUCACUCGCGUUGGUUUGUUCUUUUUUUCUUUUAUUUUGCUGCUCUGGCUCCUCACCGUCGGCUUGCCCCCAACUCUCCUGUUGUCUCAUCUAUCCAUUAUGCGUAAGUAUUAGGCUGGUGUCUCCGUACGUGUAUGCUUCGACAGGUAAUGUACAAAGGCAAGUAUAACAUGACCCUCUGCCCUUCCGAGUGCCCUGACCCUCAUACAUCUGUCAUACCUUGUUGAAUUCAAAAUGUACCAUUGAGUUGUCUCUUGGCUUUGACGAGUGACCCGACCGGACAUUCAAUUCUCCUG
Molecule: messenger RNA, 1672 nt
Organism: Somion occarium
Lineage: Eukaryota; Fungi; Basidiomycota; Agaricomycetes; Polyporales; Cerrenaceae
Source: the annotation of a GenBank genome assembly